AUGGGAGGAGGGGCGGGGGCGCCGCGGGGGCCGGCGCUUGACCCGGCGGCGCUGGAAGCUGCCAGGGAGCUGGAGGAGCUGGCCAGCAAGCUGGCGGAGAUUUUCGGCGGGCCUCAGCAGCAGCAGCAGCCAGAGAGCACCCAGCCACACCGGCAGCAGCAGCAGCAGCAGCAGCAGCAGCAGCAGCAGCAGCAGCAGCAGCAGCAGGCGCCCCCGCUCCUUGACCUCCACCUGGGCUGCAUCAGGGCGGUCUACGGCCCAAGAGACAGCGAAUUCAAAGAUGAAGCCCUGGUGGCCAUCGACACAGGCGCCGCGCGCGGCGCGCCGCGCGGCCCGGGCGCAGCCGGCGGCGGCGGGGAGCACCACGGGGUCCACGUGUAUGCGGCGCUGGGUCGCGCGCAGCUGGAGGCCCUCGAGGACCUGCCUGGCGGCGACGAGGCGCGCCUGGCUGCCCUUGCAAGGGACAACCUCGUCUCGAGCGGCGGCGGUGGCGGCGGCGGCGGCGGUGAGGGCGGCGGCUCGCCCUCCGCCGCCGUGCCCUCCGCGGCUGAGCUGCGCCACCUGCGCCGCCUGCUCGCCUCCCGCGUGACCGUCGGCGCUGACGACCUGCAGGAGGUGCAGUCGCCGCUGCCGUACCCCUUCUCCGCCCUCGGCCUCCUCGUCUUCGGCGACGCCGACAGCGGCGCGCCGCCCCUGAGCGGCAGCAGCGGCGACGACGGCGCGCGCGCCGCGAGCGACAUGUCGAUCUGCACAGGGUUCAUGGUUUCCCCGGACACCGUGUUGACGGCGGCGCACUGCUUGUACAACGUGCCGAACGACCUGCGGCCGGACCGGCCGAUCGGGUACAGGAAGGUGCUCGGCUUCUUCCCAAGCUAUUCCCGCGCUGCCAACGGCGCGGGCGUCGCGCCGCUCGGCCGCGUCGACGCGGUGUGGUCGGAGGUCGCUCCCGAGUGGGUCGCCGCGGCAGCGGAGGGCAAUUUCUACUGGCGGGGCGACGUCGGCGUCGUGCGGCUCAGGCAUAAGGUUGGCGACACGACCGGCUGGUUCGGCCUCGCCCACGGCUGCGACGUCGCCGCGGCGCUUCUGAAGGCCGCCGCUAAGGAGCGCGCCUCCGACGCCCUUGGCCCUACCGUCGCCGCCGCUGCCACCAGCUCGGCCGCUGUGUCCGUUGCCGGCUUCCCCGGUGCGAGCGCGACGACGGCGCAGGGCGGGAAGCUGCUGUUUCCCCUGAUGGGUGACCAGACCUGCCGCGUCGCGACCUCGGGCCUCUGCCCGGCCGACUCAGGGGGUGCUGACCGCCAGGCGGGCAUGCUGCAGCACAAGUGCGACACAGGGAAGGGCAUGAGCGGCUCUCCCCUCUGGGUGCGCGGCGACACCCGGGAGGGCGCCGCCGCCGCUGGCCUGGCGAGCGGCGGCGGCUUCCCGUCGCGGCGCGACGCGGCCGGCGCAGCGGAGGGGGCGGGCGGCGGCGCGGGGGUGACGGUGGUGGGGGUGGUCAGCAGGUCCCGCGGCGACUGCCCUUGGGGCCCGGACUGCGUCAACCUCGCGGCGCCGAUGGAUGCGCGCGCGCUCUCGCUCAUACGCGGCUGGAUCGCCCGCAGCUGA
Messenger RNA from Monoraphidium neglectum, 1605 nucleotides. RefSeq lists its product as hypothetical. Gene Ontology annotation, molecular function: serine-type endopeptidase activity. Gene Ontology annotation, biological process: proteolysis. Lineage: Eukaryota; Viridiplantae; Chlorophyta; Chlorophyceae; Sphaeropleales; Selenastraceae. The transcript has 5 exons. Bases 1 to 1605 code for a protein of 534 amino acids. The record is from RefSeq and is a predicted model, not a curated record.